ACUGAUUCGAUGAAUGACGUUCAGAAUAUGUAUUCAAAAUCUCUUCUCGAAAGAAGUAUCUACCUAUUCUCGAAGACAUUUUCAAUAUAAUGGAAAUGGUAAAAAAUUCAAUAGACAAUCGUGUUAUAAUUUUUGUUGGUGUCGUAUCACUGGGGACGAUUUUAUAUGCCUGGUUAUCCGAAAAAACAAGCAAGAAGGUCAAGAUACCCACAGAAUGGAAAGCGGUAGGAAAGAUCGCAAAAAUGUGCAUUUAUCCGAUGAAGAGCGGAAGGAGAAUCGAAUUGCAGCAAGCAGAAUGCAGCAAACAGGGUCUAAUGGAGGCAGAAAAAUUCAACAAAUCCCUGAGAUUACGCGACAGGUCGUUUUUAGCAUUUCACCAUACACACUUCGAAUACCGAAACGCCAGACAUCACCCGAAGAUGGUGCUCAUCGAAGUGGAAUCACGUGACAUCGAUUGCGUGGCCUUCAAAGCGCCCGGGGUUCCUGAUUUGGUACUGAAGAUUCCCACGAGAAGCCGAAACAACGAACGCAUCAUUAAGCACUGGAGAGACGAAGAAGUUUCCACGAUAGACUGCGGUGAUAAUGCAGCCAAAUGGAUCUCCAAUUACGUGUUAGGAAAUGACGCAGGGUUGCGUUUGGGGUACCACGAUGGUACCUUCGAAAGGACUCAGAUCAACCACCUAUACAAGGAUAAAAUUGACUACUACAAGAGAGGGCUUAGAAACGAAUCAACUGGUCUGAACGCGGACUUGACCGCCGUCUUGAUCCUCACGCGACCCUCCUUGUCGGAGGUCAACCGAAGAAUAGGCUCCGAGCCUGUCAGCGAAGACAGCUUCCGGCCCAACCUGGUGCUCGACGGGGUGUCCAUGGCACCCUUCGCGGAGGACCAAUGGGAGUGGCUGAGGGUGGGCAACAUCGUCAUGAGGAACGUGGCGGAGUGCAUGCGGUGUUCCAUGACCACCGUCGACAUGGAGACGGGGGUGCGAAGGGGGGAUGGGGAACCCCUGAGGUCCAUGAGAAAUUAUCGAAUGAGUGCAGGACCCGAAAAAGCACCAGUUAUGGGAAUACUAGUGGAAAUUUACAGAACCGGUCUCAUAUCAGUGGACGACACUGUUUACAUUGGGAAAAGUUGAAAUACUAUCACGAUUUUAAAUUGAGUGGGCUCUACUAGAUGAUAAAAUGGAAGAAACCCUCAUAUGGAGAGAAAAACCUGACUAUUUUAAAUUUUCCUGCAAUUAUUUUGUAGAUUGUAUGUAUACAUAUACGAAAAUAAAUGUUAUAUUGAA
This is a messenger RNA of Phaedon cochleariae (mustard beetle), 1286 nucleotides long. Lineage: Eukaryota; Metazoa; Arthropoda; Insecta; Coleoptera; Chrysomelidae. The record is from the annotation of a GenBank genome assembly.